Messenger RNA from Zingiber officinale, 1169 nucleotides. Its product is annotated as CASP-like protein 4C1. The record is from RefSeq and is a predicted model, not a curated record. NCBI's taxonomy places the organism in Eukaryota, Viridiplantae, Streptophyta, Magnoliopsida, Zingiberales, Zingiberaceae. Bases 451 to 1020 code for a protein of 189 amino acids. The transcript is spliced from 3 exons.
AGGUUGAUAUCUCAGAAUGAAAUAAAAUCGAUUCUCGUGUGCUUAUUCUAUCAGUAUGAGGCAUGAGCUCUUUUUUUAAUUUCCUCCUCUGGCCGCGGAUUCUCCGUGUAAACUGGCCCUGGAAAGCGGCCGUCCUCGCGCUGGCCAUUCCACAUUUCAACUGGUGUCAUGGAAUUUGCGCCAGUGACCCCGCUGUUUGUUGGACGUCGUUGACAAAAUUUAAUGAAAACAUCAGGAAAGAAACUGAUUGAGGCUCCAUCGGAACAUGAUAAGCGAGCAGGGCAACAGCGAGUGACUGUAAGCAUCGAUCGAUCACAUCGCGCCACGCUUUCUCCUUCUUUCUCGUGAUUCUAGUUCCCAGCCUGCGCCGCUCCUCCACCUCGCCCAAUCCGCCGUUAAUUAAUUCCACCAUUUCCUCCGAUCUUAGUUAGCACCAGUUUUCGACGUGCCAUGGCCUCCCCGCUCCACAACGGCGAGGGUGGAGGCGCCGCCUCCGCCUCUGCCCACCCCUCCACCCCUCCGUCCCCGGCACAUCAUCAUCGCCGCCGCCUCCACCUGUUCACUCUGCUGCUCCGCCUCGUCACCUUCGGCUUCGCCCUGACCGCCGUCAUCGUCACCGCCACCAUCUCCUCCCCUUCCUGGCUCCGCUUCCACUCUUUCCGGUUCGUGCUCGCCGCCAACGCGAUCGUGGCCGCCUACUCUCUCUUUGAGACGUGCGCUUCCGUUUACCAGAUCCUGACGGGCGGCGCCACCCUCUUCCCGGAGCCCAUGCAGCUCCUCUUCGACUUCGCUCACGACCAGGCCUUCGCAUACAUGGCAAUGGCGGCUGGUGCGGCGGGCGCGGCGGAUGCGAGACGGGUGAGGGGCGGGGGCGCGUGCGAGGGCGGGUUCUGCGUGCAGGCGGACAUAGCGGUGGCCAUGGGGCUCGCGGCCUUCGGCUUCCUGGCGUUGACGGCGCUGGUAACGGGGUAUCGAAUGGCCGGCUACCUCACGACCGGUUCCCGCCAAGAAACCUGGUAGCGGCAGGGAAGCCCCAAAUCUAUGUCUCCAUCUUCCUUUUUUGGUAAUGGUUCACUAUGCAUUACUCUUAUGUAGAUAAGGGAUAGCAAAGUGUGGAUUUUUGUUUAAGUUUAUAAUUUGUAUUUGUAUGAUAGUGUUAUUAAGAGGAA